UAGAAAAACACACGUCGGAGAUGGCGGCGCAUGAGGACCAGCUGCCAUGGGAGUUAAUUGAAGAGAUACUCUCCCGUGUCUCUCCAAAAUAUCUUGUCCCCUUUAGAGUUGUUUGCAAACGAUGGAAGGCUAUCUUGGACGACAAGACGUUCAUCAACAACCACAAGGAGACGUUUCGAUUCAUCCUAGCAACGAAAUCAAAGAUUUAUUCGGUAAGCAUGGAUCCCAAGAUACUGGUGCGUGAGUUAUCGUUGGAUAUUCCUGGUUUAGAAGCUCAGAAACCUAAAAAGUUGGUUAGUUGCGACGAGUUCUUGAUAUGUAGCAUGGAUAAAGGAGCAGCAGUUUGUAACCCGUGGUUGAAACAAACUACAUGGAUUAGUGAACCUAGCUUUCGCUUCUAUGGCAUAGGUCAUCGUGAUAGUAAUAAUAGAAGUGAGGAAAGUGUUUACAAAACUAUUUGGAAUUCAACUACCGGGUGGAAAAUCCAUGACCUUGCCUCAGGUACGUGGAUAGACAUGGGGUCAGAAUCCAGUGAUAGUAAUCAGGGUAAGAAAGGACCUAAAAUGCAUUCUACAAGUGGUGUAUUUUUGAAUGGAACUUUGUUUUGGAUUGUUACUUCUGACGAGACAGCUUUCUUGUAUUGUAUACUCCUCGAUUUUCCGACUGAAGGAUUCUACCUAUAUUGUGAGCUACCAUUUGGUAUGAGCCAUGCUCUUGAUGCUCUAGUCCUUAGGUUAUUUAAUGGAGAUCGAUUUUCGGUGUUAAAGCAGUGCUAUGUAACAAAAAAGAUUGAGAUUUGGGUGACCAAGAACAAGGUUAACGUUGAGGAUGGUAGAGAUGUGGUUUGGAUGAAUUUCAUGACUUUUUCAAUUCCUAACUUUCCCGGUUUAGUGCCGUUCGCCUACCCUCAGCAGCCAAGUUACUUCAUCCACAAGAAUGAAAGGCUUGUCGUGUGUUUUUGCGAUGAAUCAGGCAAGGCUUGGAUUUAUGUUAUGGCAGAAAAUAAGUUGAUCGACAAAGUCAAAAUAGAGUCCGUGGUUGAUCCUUGGCCUUUGCAUUGCACUUAUUUUCCCAACUUGGUCUCGGUUCCUCAAGGUCUAAGAGAUGAAGUAAAAUCAGAAGUUUAAUAUUAUUACGUGUAUUUUCUUCUUU
This is a messenger RNA of Brassica oleracea var. oleracea, 1152 nucleotides long. Its product is annotated as F-box protein At2g14710-like. The record is from RefSeq and is a predicted model, not a curated record. Lineage: Eukaryota; Viridiplantae; Streptophyta; Magnoliopsida; Brassicales; Brassicaceae. The coding region runs from base 21 to 1127 and encodes 368 amino acids. Gene Ontology annotation, molecular function: protein binding. The transcript has a single exon.